AUGUUUCAACGUUGUCAAACGAAUGGUUUUGUCACUUGGAUCAAAUCGGGAUGGCUAUUGAUCAUGGUUUCACUGAUUCUUAUGAAUAUGGAAUCCAUGAUUCAAGCAGCUAGUCCAUUGCCAGUGGUGUUGUGGCAUGGCAUGGGAGAUUCUUGUUGUUUUCCAUUUUCAAUGGGAAAAAUUGAAGAUACUAUCAGAUCACAAUUUAAUCAUUCGAAUAUAUACAUUCAUAGCAUUCGUAUUGGUUCCAAUGAUGCAGAAGAUGUUGAAAAUAGUUAUCUCAUGAAUGUCAACAAACAAGUUCAAAUGGUGUGUGACACCUUAAAGAAAGAUCCAAAUUUACAAAAUGGAUUUAAUGCCAUUGGAUUUUCUCAAGGAUCUCAAUUUCUGAGAGCAUACGUUCAACGAUGCAAUCAACCAAAAGUUCAUAAUCUCAUUUCCAUUGGAGGUCAACAUCAAGGUGUGUAUGGACUUCCAAAAUGCAUUGGUGUCAAUCAUACCUUGUGUGAAUACGUUCGUGAAAUGUUGGAUAUUGGAGUGUAUUGGGAAUGGAUUCAAAAUACACUCGUUCAGGCAGAAUAUUGGCAUGAUCCAUGGAAUGAAGCAGAAUUUAUUGAGAGAUGUGUGUUUUUACCUGACAUUAAUAAUUAUCGAGCUGUGAAGAAUGAGACCUAUAAGGCGAAUUUGAGUUCCUUAAACAAGUUUGUCAUGGUCAAGUUUUUGUUGGAUUCCUUUGUGCAACCGAUCGAAUCGGAACAUUUUGGGUUUUAUAAACCUGGUCAAGAUAAAGAGGUUGUGAAAUUGAGGGAUUCACAGCUGUACCAAGAAGAUUGGUUGGGAUUGAAGAAGUUGGAUUUGGCAGGUCGACUCGAUUUUUUAGAAGUCUAUGGCGAUCAUUUACAGUUUACACUGGAAUGGUUCAUCGAUAAUAUUGUGAACCCUUAUUUGAAGAACUAA
Naegleria lovaniensis is the source of this 957-nucleotide messenger RNA. RefSeq lists its product as uncharacterized. The transcript is spliced from 3 exons. Bases 1 to 957 code for a protein of 318 amino acids. NCBI's taxonomy places the organism in Eukaryota, Heterolobosea, Eutetramitea, Acrasida, Naegleriidae. The record is from RefSeq and is a predicted model, not a curated record. Gene Ontology annotation, molecular function: palmitoyl-(protein) hydrolase activity. Gene Ontology annotation, biological process: receptor-mediated endocytosis; protein depalmitoylation. Gene Ontology annotation, cellular component: lysosome.